CCCCGGCGACCGGCCGACGAAAGCGCGCGCCAUCAAGGCCGUAGGGGCAGUGGCAAGGACGACCGCGGUGCCGCGAGACCGUUCGCCGGCGUGUAUUGACUUCGAGACAUGAACUUCUGGCGCAAACUGACGCGGUUCAUGGGCGUUUUCGGACGGACGCCGCGGCGGCGCAAGGUUCGCGCGUUGCUGGUCGGGCUCAACAACGCGGGCAAGAGCACGCUGCUGCAUCGUCUGAAGGCCGACCGCGAGCGGAAUGUGUCGCGCAAACCGAUCGCGCCCACCAUCGGCUUCACCACCGACACGUUUUUGUUCAACAACGUCAAGUUCACGGUGAACGACAUGUCGGGCCGGGACGGGUACCGGAGCAUGUGGGAGCCGAUGUACGCUCAGUGCGACGCGAUCGUGUUCGUGUUGGACAGCACGGAUCAGCUGCGGUUCGCCGUGGUCAAGGACGAGUUAGACAUGAUGCUGCGGCACCCGGACGUGGCGGCCCGACCCGGCUUGCCGAUACUGUUCGUGGCCAACAAGGCGGCGGCACCGGACGCGUGCAGCGCGUCCACCGUGGCCGGUGCGCUCGCGCUGCAUGAGCGCAUCGAACCGGACCGACCGUGGCGCUUGGCCACCACGGACGCGGCCGCAGCGCCCGGCCAACCGGUCGACGACGGGCUGCGCGAGGCGGUGGAAUGGCUGGUGGACACGAUCAACGUCACUGACCGACGAUGAUAACCGUCCGAGUUGACGAUCAAAGCCGCGGAGAUCGUGUACCGUCUGGGGCAAAUAUCCGCGAACGGAAACAAAUAACAAAAAAACUUCGAUCGAGUUUUGCGCAAGGGUUAAAUCGUCGACGGACAAUGUUUUGCUCUACGAUGUAAUAGCUUGAAAUCCUAUAGCAUUCGGAAUCGAUCGUUAUAGUGAACUUCUUUCGCAACGGGAAAAACGUGGAUAAGGUCAUUUAAAGACACAUUCGGUGUUGGCUGCGCUUUGACGUGACAACAUUGGCAUAUACUGUCUAAACUCUUUUCGAAUUUGUCGUUAGUCCGCGUUUAAGCUGCCAACGCACACAAUUUAUUUUAUACAUCCGUCCGGACCCAAAUGUCGACGAAGACUAAAAUCGCGUCCAAACCAAAAGCGAAUUCCUGUGAUGUACCGCUUCUCGAUCGAAAGCGUAUUCGCCGUUUGCGUUC
Molecule: messenger RNA, 1184 nt
Organism: Sipha flava (yellow sugarcane aphid)
Lineage: Eukaryota; Metazoa; Arthropoda; Insecta; Hemiptera; Aphididae
Product: ADP-ribosylation factor-like protein 6
Biological process (GO): protein localization to cilium; vesicle-mediated transport; intracellular protein transport
Cellular component (GO): axoneme; cytoplasm
Molecular function (GO): GTPase activity; GTP binding
Source: RefSeq, a predicted model, not a curated record